GGUGUCCUCUUACCAUUAAGAAGUCAUAUGUCAAUUUUUUUUUAAUUACUUCAAUCGACUGAAAAUUAAUACGAAAUGUAAAAUAAAUUCUAUAAAUUUCGCUGUAGAUGUGUGAGAGAUAUACUCAGGCACUUUUUUGAGUGCCGCAAUAUGGUGGAUGAUUACUUCGAAGGUUGAACAAGUUUGUUGGCCGCAAUAGUAAUGCAUUGUUAGACUACGCCAUAUACAUUAUUGUGCAGUGAAGUGUUACACGGAAUUAUUCAAGAAAUAUCCACUUAGAGUGGCAUAUACGACAUCCUCGUGAAAGUUAUCUAAGUCCACUAGAUAUUAUCAACUGCAUCAACGUAACGUAGACUUGAGGUUAAGUUUGAACUCAGCAGCAUCCAGGAAUGCCAAGGGUGAAUGCAGAUUCAAUAACGAAACGCAAGAGAUACCCUCGCCAAAAGCUUUUGGAGGCCCUGGAGGCCGUGAAAAGCGGACGAUCCCUACGAGAGGUGAGCAUUGAGUAUGGAGUUCCGAAAACAACUCUCAUGUCCAAGUACAAGGGUACCCAUCCUAUCGAUGGUAAAUCUGGACCACCCCCGGUCCUUGACGAGAAUGAAGAGAAAGAACUAGUCAACUGGGUGAAUGAGACAUCCGACCUCGGUUUCGCCCUGAAGAAGAGCCAGAUGUGUGGUAGUGUUCAAACGACUUUGAGAGAACUUAAAAGAAAGAAUAUAUUCUCGGACGAUAAACCGGGGCACAACUGGUACAAAAACUUCGAGGAACGUCACACGGAAAUAAUCGAGAGGUUCAAGAAGAACUUGUCUUACGCAAAGACAGCACCAUCAGAAGCAUCAGUUCGCGAGUGGUUUGCACACAUAAAGAAGUACCUGGAAACAAAUGAAUUGUUCAAUAUCGAGCCCUCGAGAAUCUUCACGAGUGAAGAGGCAGCCUUGAUCUUCAAUCCCAUAGGCAAAAAAACUCUCGUCAGGAAAGGCGACAGAACGAAUUUCAGUUUCGCUCAUAAUCAUGUCGACGAGUGUGCAACGAGUUUGUUCACAGCAAAUGGUGCGGGGACACUGGCACCUCCAAUGAUAGUUUUCAAACAAGAGAGGAUUCGCCCCCGAAUGUUGAUGAAAUUGCCAGAGGGCUGGACAAUUGGUAAAACGAGCGACGGCUGGAUGACCAAGGAGAGCUUUCACGAGUAUCUUACCGAGAUCUUUGAAAAGUGGUUGAAGAGAAAUGGAAUUGAGAAGCCAGUGGUUCUGUUCAUUGACUCAAAUACAGUCUUCAUGACACAGUCGUUGAGCAAAUUUUGUAAGAAUUCUAAGAUUCAUUUGCUGCCGCUACACCCAAAUAUGAGCCACAUUUUGCAGCCAUUGGAUGGCCAGUUCUUCGGGGAUCUCAAGGACGCGUGGCUGAUGGCGACAGAGCACUGGAGGAUGAACAACAGCCGAAAGAGGAUAAAGAAAGAACACUUUGCUCCUCUGUUGUUCAAUGCAUUGAAGAUGGUAGACUGUGCAAAGUCUAUUUCAGAGGGUUUCCAGUCCUGUGGGAUUCACCCAUUCUCACCGGAUGUUGUUAACUAUGGGAGGAAGGGAAAAUUCAAGAUGCAGGUGAUUGUCAAGCCGAAGGAUAAUGAGGAGGUGGAGGACCUGGGGAGAAUUAUUGAUCCGCAGUAUAGUGCGGAGGAAGUCAGAAAGCAGCUGGAGUGCUUUGAGGAUUUCAUCGACGAUGAGACACUGAAAAAGUUCAAAGAGGAGGAGAAUGCUGAUAUCUGGGGUGGAGAAAUAAAGGACACAAGUUUGUUCUUUUUAUGGAAAAAAUUUAGGAGAAUGAGUAGUACUGGGGUUAGUGACUGUGAAAUGUAUACUUCGACGAUGGAGGCUGGAGCUAGUCAGGGACAUUUUAUGAGUAUUGAUGAUGAAAAUUAUCAGGGGAGCAACCUGGUUCUUCAUGAUGUGCAGGGCACAUAUGAAGUGGGGAAUUUGAGGACAUGGAUUGGAAACAAUCUUGAGAAACUUGAAUGAGAUUGCGGAGAGGGACUUGAGAGAUUUAGAUUUUUAUUCCAAGGACUUCAAACGUUACUAUCUCUUUGGAAAUCCGUUUUCUUUCGGAGUUACUAUGCUUGAAAUUGUGUGAAUUACUGUAGAGUUGAAUAGAAUUCGAUAUCUAAGGCUAUUGUGAAAUUUUUGUAUUAAAUAAAAUUUGUGAAACAUUUGUUCUGUAUUUGAAAAAAAAUGAACGAGGUCGUUGAUGGAUGGUGUUAGCUCGAGAGACAAUAAGCUAGAUAACAGGUUUGUUAUCCAGCCCUGAGAUAGAAAGAUCCUCUGAGGGUUCAGCAAAAUCGACCUUAUUAUCACCGAUAAAUCUUAGGAAUUAUUGGCAUAGUGAGCAAUUGCUAAUAACAACAAAGUUAUGUCAGAAACACUAAGAAAAAACGACCGAAACUGGUUAACAUCAAGUACCACAGUCGAUCAUCUAGAUUUCUCAUGUUAUCCUGUGUUCCAUCUGUUUGGAAAAAUUCCAACAAGUGGAGAAAAAAGCCUAUUAGUGCAGUGCCGACUUGGCAUUCCUUCGCACUCAUCAUUACGACAACAUCAAUAUUUUUGUGCACGAAAAUCGAAAGUCAAUGGUCUAUUCAAAUUUUUUACUAAUUUUUCUGGAUUAACGGAUUACCAUAAGUUGUUCACGAGCGUUUGUGGUACCUGUGUCGGGCCUCUGGAAGGACUGGGCCUUUCAUUUUCCCAAUUACACAAUUUUGAGGAUUUUUCAUACCGAAAUUGAACCGGUGACAAUGUUAAUGGUCUUUUGUUGUCAAAAUAAAAUAAGUAAAUCCGCGAGAAUGGGAAAAAUCCCACAGCUUUUCAGAAUUUAGUUCAUGGUAUUUGUAUUGUAUUCAUUGAUUUUGUCCAUCCUUACUAGUACACCUCGAUACGCAGGAAAAAUGAAUUAGUUUGAAAAUCAAAAUUUUGAAUUUCAUCAAGUAAGGAUAAUUCUAGCAAACAUGGUGCAUCGUAUCCUGAAACGUAUUGUUUUGUCGAACAUAUCAAACUGUGGCCCAAAAUUCGUGGGGAUAUUGGCACCUCUGGUCGUACCUCCUCUUCAUAUUUUAUUUCUUUAUUAUUUUUGGAGAGAGUACUCAAGAGAUGUGGACAAGCAGUACUGCUCGUGUUCUUGCUGGGAUACUGUAUUCAAAGGUUCCUACGAGUCAGGAGUUGCUUCAUACAAGCACAUGUACUUCAACGCAACCCCCAAUACCUUGAAAAUAUGGGCAACAAUAGUAAUAGGGGUGGUAGCAUUCUACGAAACAGCAAAGCACCUAGCUUGGCUGGCUUUCCAGCGUCGUUUGAGACUGGGAAUGUUGGUUCUCUUCAUCAGUGCAAUAUUCUCUCACUACUAUUCCUGGUGGGUCUACAUAAACUACUGGAACGACGACUUCUACUCACAAUGGUACCAUCAAAUGUUUUUCUCCAUUACUGAGCUUGUAUCCACCGUACUGGUGGUAAUUUUGGCUGAUAGCAAGAGCCCGAUUACCGGAAAAAAAGCUCUGAUCAUCAGUGGUAUUGGAAUCGUCCAUAUUUUUGCGGGAAGCUGGGAUCAGUUCGUUACUAAUGUACUGAGGGGCGAGGGCUACGCUCAUCAGGUAAUUCGUGAUCUGGGAUUUAUGAUUCCCGAUAUUCUCCACGUUCUAAUUCCCCUACUCUCCCUACGAUGGCACGACAAAGAAUUACUCCCUGGAGAUGGACUAAAAAUUCGUAAAACAAAACGCGAAAUAGCCUGUGUGAUUGGACUUGUCCUGCUGGGUCUCGGUAUGUGCGCUGUCCUUUGAUCCUAAUUCUACCAUUAAUCAAAGUGUUCUUACUAAUUUUAUCAAAGAAAACCAUCUUGUUGGGCGAAUAAAUUAUUUUCAUAUUAAAGUAAGUGAAGACUCCCGUAUUGAAAGGUAUUUUUAGAAGUAUUUUCACGAGUUUCAUCGGUGUUUUUUGUAUUGUUAUUGCAAUCCAUUUUUUUCUGAUUCAAUUUUCCAAUAAUAUGUUCUACCUUUAGAUGAAUCUACUGUUUAGUCGUCGGCCUAUUAAUGAGACUGUAAUGACGUUUUUCGAUAGAUUAAAUUAUCUAUUGUUUUAAAUUUAUCUCAGUAAUGAAGCAGCUAAUUAGACAUGAAACGCUUUUUGAAAUUGAGAGGACCCGGCGAAAGUUUUCAUUUCAUUUGAUUAGCUAUUCAUUAAUUUAAUUUUAUUAUCGUUGGAGGUAGAAUUGACCAAUUUAUCAACUGACUUGAUAAAUCUACAUAGCAUUAUAAGCAUGCUAUUUUGCUGCCUCAGUACUGAAAUAAUUGGAAAAAAUAUCAAAAGUAUUUAAUAACGAUUACGAAAAAUUAAUUCAAGAGACUGUGAGAUACAAUUAACUCAUAUUUUAAAUGUUGACUGUGUUUAAAUCAUUGUUAAAUUAUAGUAGUAAUAAUUAAAAAUCAAAACCCCCCAAUAAUCUCAUGUUUACCAAAAAACUAGAAAUCUAUGUGUUCCAAAACUAGAAAAUCGCUUCAUUACGCAAUAGUUAGGAUAACGAAUGACGUAGAGUGAUUGAUCUCGAGAGGACAGUACGAAGAAGUGUUUAGUGACACUAGAGAAAAUGUAGAGAUAUGUAGCGAUUUCAAAGAAAUGUUGCUCUAGAUUUCAAAGUGCCUGAAUGUGUUUAAAAUGUAUUUAUAUGGAUUUAACGUCAGUGAUUAAUCGUCAGCCAUUACAAAAACUUGUUUGAUUAUUUAUAGUUAUAAUUUAGUAAAUGCUGAAUAUUCGUUUUUAUACACGGACUGUUUUAUACAAAUAAUGAUGUUUCUUGCCAACAGAUGUCGAAUAAUUGACGGAUUAGUGUAAUUGGUUUUGUUAUUUACGAGUAACUAGAUUUUGGAUUGUGAGUUUAGGGCUAAGUGAAUGUCAAUUAAUGAAAUGCAAAGGUUUCGAUAGAAAUAAACAACCAAAGAAUCAAGGA
Molecule: messenger RNA, 4977 nt
Organism: Diachasmimorpha longicaudata
Lineage: Eukaryota; Metazoa; Arthropoda; Insecta; Hymenoptera; Braconidae
Exons: 4
Coding region: 2990-3814 (274 amino acids)
Cellular component (GO): nucleus
Molecular function (GO): DNA binding
Source: RefSeq, a predicted model, not a curated record